Tripterygium wilfordii is the source of this 1563-nucleotide messenger RNA. RefSeq names its product RNA-directed DNA methylation 4. The transcript has 10 exons. Lineage: Eukaryota; Viridiplantae; Streptophyta; Magnoliopsida; Celastrales; Celastraceae. The coding region runs from base 113 to 1207 and encodes 364 amino acids. The record is from RefSeq and is a predicted model, not a curated record.
CUGCAAUUUAGCUCUACACCGGUGAUCGAGGCUUCAAAUAAACCCUACCCGCGCUAAGCCAGCCUCUAUUGAUAAAAGUAAAAAAAACCCCCUCUGAAAACCACACUCUCUCAUGGCGAACGCGAGCGGCGAGGGCUCUUCAGCUCCGCUCACUGCUCCAGAGAAUAAGCCGCUUUUUGUUAGGGUUAAGCGCAAGGCCGCUCAGUCUUGCGUCGAUGCUUUCUGGCUUGAAAUCAGUGAGAGGCCAUUGAAGCGGCCAUUAUUGGAUUUUGAUAAGCUGUCAAUUUCUGAUUCACAUGGAAAAGAAGGAUUGAAAAAAAGGAAGGUCUUCGUGCAACAUGUGGAGACUGUCAACACCUCUGAAACAAUCCUUGACAUUGUGAACUCUUUUGUGCCCGACUCAUCUGAUGCAUCCAAUGGUAAAAGUAAAACAACCGAGGAUCAGAGACGUGUGCUUAGGAAGGAUAAUAAACAAGAUGAGCUUUUGUUUAAAGCCAGACAGAAACAAGAGGUAUUGGCAAAAAAUGCUCGCUUUGAACAAAUAUGGAGAAGUCGAAAGGGGAACAAACAAACGUUGUAUAAUAAAACUUUAUAUGACAUGUGCCAUUUUUACGAUGUUGUUCGUGUUGAUGUUGAGGAAAGAUCCAAUGUGGUGCGAGAGUCUAAAGAAAUGUCUGUAGAGGAUCAAAAGAUGUUGAGCAGCUAUCUACCCAUACUUAGAGAAUUUAUUCCUAGUGCUGUUGCUGAAAUUGAAUCCGAUGUUUGUUCUUACUUGUCUGAAGAAGAUGAAUAUGUAUAUGACUACUAUACUGUGAAGGAUGGCAUGGACGUAGAUGAUGAAGGUGGUUCAAACCCAUUUCCUCUGGUACAAGUUGAUGACGAGGAUUUCUAUGAUAUACCCUAUGAAUCGGAAUUUGACAGUGAAGAUUCAAAUGCUGAAGAUAAUCCAAGAAACGACUAUCCUGAUGAAAUCUCUGAAGAGGAUGUGGGGAGUGGAGCUUCUGACAGUGAAUCAGAACAUGACAGUGAGAGUGCCAGUAGCAAAUCUUCUGAACAGGAGGAUAUCGUACCUGAAGUCGAAGCAGAAUAUUACGAUUGUGAAGUUGACAGCGAUGAAUCUUAUGAUGAUGAAUUUGGCAGAUCUGAUGAUGACGAUUAUUAUGGCACCUAUAAUGAUCAUGAUGAUGUGUAUGGUGAGCGUGACUAAUUGGGGAUCUUGUUGGUGAGAAAUGGUUUGCAACUGGAUAUUUGGGAGACUACCUUCUUUAAUCUUUACAGCUCGUGAGUUCCUUGAUUGUUUGUUCCUGAAAUGGUGAUCGGCUCUUGGUGGUACUAGUCUAAUGUGUGUCAGUGACAUUCCGCACUAGAAUCUUGUUGAUGUCAUGGAAUUGUUCCACUUGUGCAUGGUCCGUAGCAGGGAAGUACAUUGGAUGAAGCUGUAUAGUAUAUAUUUGCUUCAUGUAGAUCUAUGGCUGUCCUAUAACUAUUUGGAUGAAUUCUCGCUUGCAGAGUAACGUUUCCAUUAUCUGUUUAUAUGGCAAUGUUUCAUAUUUGUUGGUAACA